Pomacea canaliculata is the source of this 4654-nucleotide messenger RNA. RefSeq names its product sialin-like. NCBI's taxonomy places the organism in Eukaryota, Metazoa, Mollusca, Gastropoda, Architaenioglossa, Ampullariidae. Gene Ontology annotation, biological process: transmembrane transport; monoatomic anion transport. Gene Ontology annotation, molecular function: transmembrane transporter activity. Bases 298 to 1509 code for a protein of 403 amino acids. The transcript is spliced from 8 exons. The record is from RefSeq and is a predicted model, not a curated record.
GCUAGUAUUUUGUUGCUAACUUGUUAGAAAAUGGCGUCGCCGAUACUUUUGCCACGUCGGUCAAGUAGAGAAGAAGUUAAGAGUCUAAUCAUAGUUUUGCCAAGAUGCUGACAGAUGUCUAGUGUAUGUGAAUGCUUCAUUUUUCUUGUUGUCAAAAGCUUGACAAGUGUAAUGGGAUGAGUGAGUGUCCGAUAGCAGCUUAUGUCUGUUUAGAAGGACCAGUUAAAAUUUCAACUCACGAUAUUAACGAACAAGUACUCCGUUUCUCGUCAUUUGUUUCAACAAUUAUUUUAAAACAUGCUGACUAAACCAUCACGCAUUAUUGCACUCUGCUCGAUGGCCAAUUUCAUCAAUUCGGCGGAUCGGGUCAUUAUGCCGAUAGCUAUUGUUCCGAUGGCUGAUGAGUUCAAAUGGGAUCUGCACGGCCAGGGAUGGGUACUUUCCUCCUUUGCAGUCGGGUAUAUGAGUAGCCAGGUGAUUGGUGGAAGUGCUGCAAAGCGAUAUGGAGGCAAGCGUGUGCUAACAAUUGCUGUGUUGUUGUGGUCAUUGUCAACCAUUGUGGUACCAUUGUGGGCACAUUCCAUACAUGCGCUCAUUUUCUCUCGAGUUCUUUUAGGCCUUGGAGAGGGUGUUGGUCUUCCAACUAUAUUCCACAUAUUUUCCCAUGCCAUUCCUGGAGAGGAACGUUCUAGAGCAUUUGGGUACCUGGUGGCUUUUGGUUCAAUAGGGCAGACUGUGGCUGCAGUGUUGUGCCCUCACCUACCCUGGCAGUGGAUGUUCUACGUUUUUGGGAUAGGAGGCUUGCUUUGGCUGCUUGUAUGGCUCAUGAUGUAUACAGAGAAGCGAAGCACUCUUGAUUUAGAGGAGGAGUUUGUAGAACCUCCCAAGGUGAACAACACAAAUGUGAGGUGGACAGAAUUUGUCUGUCACUGGCCAUUGUGGUCUGUGUAUCUGGCCCACUUCUCAAUGAACUGGUCCAAUUACAUCAUCAUGCAGUGGCUGCCAACUUACCUGACACGCAGUCUGGGUGCCAGUAAUAGUCACAUUAUGUUUACUGCUGUGCCUUACAUCAUGAAUUCGCUUGUUGGAGUGGCUGCUGGACACUUUGCGGACUCAUUAAUUGCUCACAAAUGGACAGUGUUGUCAGUAAGACGACUGAUGACAUCUGUAGGACUUCUGGGUCCUGGCCUGUUCAUACUUUUUUUCAGUGCUGUCAAUAAUUUGCCUCUAGCUGUUUUCUUUGUUUCUCUCUCCUUGGGGCUAAGUGCCUGCAACUCAUCAGGUCACUUGAGCAAUCACCCAGAGGUGGCCCCAAAUCAUGCAGGCAUCACUUUUGCGAUCUCUAACACUCUGGCCACUAUUCCGGGAAUAAUGUGCGGCCCUUUGACAGCAGAGCUUGUCACACAGUCUCAUGGUCGGUGGUUCCCUGUCUUUGUCAUCGCAGCUGGUGUCAACUUUGUAGGUGCAGUCAUCUACCUCAGCCAGAGUGCAGCUAGCCAGGUCUUGUGACCAGCAGCUACUUGAGCAAAGAUGGUCAUUCGCAAUGCAGUUCAGUUAUCUAAUCAUCUGAUUUGUGAGGAAAUACCAACUGCACAAAGCCAAGCCUGCAAAAAUCAAAACCUCCUGUUGAGGAAUGCAGACCUUCAGCUAACUACUAGCAUCAAGUCCUAUAGUUGGAGAUAAGCCUGGCAAGUCUGUGGUAGUGACAGUGUUACAUAGUUGAUCACUUCAGUGUUACACGCAUCUGCUGGCCUACCCUUUGAGGUCCUUGGCAGAACAUACGACGAGUGAACAAAUAAGACAGUUUAUUUUUAAAAACAAAAUAUUGGAGGAUAAAAUGCUGUUCCAGAUGCAGCAAUGGACACAACCAAAAAAAGUGGCAGCUUUUUAGCUCAGACUAUUUUGAACUUAAUCUAUCUGGCAUUUCCUCCAAGGUCCUGAUCAUCUGUCUUGAUCAACUCAGAAUAUUACAAAUUGCAAGUUUGGGAUUUUUUAUUUUUAAUGCUACAUUCUAUUUACACUGCCAUGAUUAUGUUGCUGUAGACCUUUAGUUUUCCGGCGCAAAUAAGUUUUCCAUCUGCAUAACAGAGAUCUUGGAUCACAUUUAAGGUGAUCUGUUGCUUUGGAUAUUUGCCAAGUAUUUUGUAUAAGUUAAUUGCUAUACUUUUACUAGGGAUGGUAACAUUUGAUAGGUCAAAGUUCAGCUUUAAACUGUUGGAUGCAUCAAAGGAAAGAUGAGGGAUUGGGGGUAGGGGGAGACAAUGUGAUACAUUUGUUUUUAACCUAUUAUCCAAGUUUUUGUGAUUUGUGAGAACUGGUAUGAGCCAACAGAACAAAGUAAUGGCUGCUUACCGUUUUGUUACUCAUUUGCAUUGAUAAACCGUCGUCUUCUUUUGUAAGUCAUCAGUUUGCAAUGAGCAAGAUGUAACGUGUAACAGUCACAGAUUGAAACUGUGUUACUGCUGAAGUACUAGAUGCAUUAAAAGAUUGAAACGGAAAAUCAUGAGGAAAAGUUAAAGAACUGAUAGUUUUGUGUGAGGUCAUUUCAGAAGUUUUAAUUCUUUGAACAGUUUGAAUUUUAAUCUUAUCAUUUUUAAAUUAUUUGGAGCAGUUUGAUGAUACAGUUAAAAAAUAAAGGUUUUAUAAUAUAAUGCCAGAAAUUUCAUCCGCCGCUGUAAAAUCUCAGAUGUGGGAAAACUUAGUUGGCCGAGAACCAGGAAAUCUGUGACAGGUGUCAGCUGCAACUGUUUAUUCAGAGGGAGUUGAGUAAUGGUACAACUUUGCAGGGAUGGAAAAGGCUACUGUGGGAAUAAGUUGUAGGCACACAUAUUAUUUCAAUUUCAUUUGCAGUUAGAAUUUAUGAAUAGAAUUUUCCUUACAGGACUAUUAACUGUUUAGAGAUUGCUUUGAAAAAUGUCUUGUCUUUGGAGAAGAGGUGUCAUUUAAAAUCAUUUAGAUGGGAAAAUAUUUGUCAUUGGAUUUUUUCAUUACUACUGGUUUGUUCCAGCUUCACUCUGUGUGGAACAUAAAACCAACCUCAUAGGGCAAGAAACACAGUACAUAAGCAGCUCGUGGUGUGCUGGGUUGAAAGGAAAGCAAAACACAGUUCGUUCUUCAAAAAUGUAUCAAGGCAAGAGUAAAAUCAGUUCUGCUCUUGUACCAUUCAACAAUGAACAUAAGAUCAUAUUAAUUUUUUUAAAGAUGGAAUUUUCAGAAUAUUUACUCAAUAUUUCAAACUAAUUUGUGUUCUGCAUGUGUGCUAAGGAGAGCGAGGACAUUUUUUUUAUUUUUACCAGAGUGCAUGUAGAGUUAUCCUAGCAUAUCUGUUUCCAUGUAGACUUGUUGAAACUUUGACACUUUAUUCUUUGCAUAUACUAUAUGAACAGAUAUGUCAUUGAAUAAAAUGUUAAGCAAAGGUGUAAGCUGGAACUAGUUUUUCUCUCUUCUCAAAAACUGUGUAUGAAAACAAAGCAUUCAUUACAUGUGAAACAAAAUCUUAUCUCUUGCAAUCUCUCAUGUGAAUAGGCAUUCUGGCUCCUGAUCAUCUUGGGCUUUCUGCUUCAUUGUUAUUUGUUCAUGCAUGGAACUGAAUGCUUGCCAGAACAGAUGUCACCAAUAUGUGUACAUGCAAUAUUAAAUGUUUACUGGGAAGCAGACAUGAAUAGUUGUGAUUGUAUGCAGGUAAUAACCAGGUGCAUGUUCUUAGAAUUGACCCUGUGUGAACUGAAAACUGGUUUCAGCAUCGAGAUUACUGUACUAGAUUUAUAGGUACACUUGUCUGUCUGUUAGUAAAUACUGAAAUGACUAAAGACUGUUGCUGCAUAUUGUAAGCAUACUUUCCAGUCUUGCUUGGGAUGCUAGUGCAUACUUUGUGGUAGAAAUAAUUUCAGAUUUCUUUUUCAAGCCAUAUUUUUGUUUUCUUAAAACAUUUUAUCAGUGCAUUAACAGUUUAGGUGUAUAUUAUAUUAAAUAAUUCCAGUUCAUACCAUGACCAAAUCACUUAUUUUGCAUUUCAAAAGCUUAGAAGUCAAAGUGAAGGCUGGGCAGUUCAUCCACAGGAAAACCUCAACUAUUGCCCACAUUGUACUCUAAGACAUACAUUUUUGUGUUGCUUGAAUCUUACUUAAGAUGGCUUUUCUAUCCUUUUGCCUAAUGUUGUGGAAAGGUAAGGAUAGAACAAAGAAACUUUGAUGGUUUUUAAAUAGCUGCUUCUUUUGCUGGACAGCUUCUGAAAGAUCGAUCAGAAAAUAUGAACAUGCCCAGUUUAGUGUGUGUUUGUGUGCAUGUUAGCAUAUAUGAAUGAGACAUUUGUAUGCUAAGGUGUACAUGCUUGGGUCGGUGAAGGGAGAGUUGUUACAAAAGGUGGGCUUUCGAGGUCGAAGAUUAGAUAUCAUGAUCUCUGUACAGUGGUUUACCUAGUGUGUGCAAGACAAAAGAUGUGUACAAAGGCUUGAUUUUGUUUUCUUGCUCACGGUGAUAAAGAACUUGUGCAUUUUGCAAGACUUAAAUGGUUGUAUACAUAGCAGACCCAUUGCAGAUAUUUGUCUUGGAAUCUCACAGUUUUCAAAAGUAAUUCUGGGUGCAUAAGGGGGGUGAGGUUAGCAGAUUUUGGUGUCUUCUCUGUAAAGAGAAAUAAAACAGAGCAAGCAAACCA